Necator americanus (New World hookworm) is the source of this 2031-nucleotide messenger RNA. RefSeq lists its product as uncharacterized. The record is from RefSeq and is a predicted model, not a curated record. Gene Ontology annotation, biological process: serine import into mitochondrion; monoatomic ion transport. Gene Ontology annotation, cellular component: mitochondrial inner membrane. The transcript has 11 exons. Gene Ontology annotation, molecular function: monoatomic ion transmembrane transporter activity. Lineage: Eukaryota; Metazoa; Nematoda; Chromadorea; Rhabditida; Ancylostomatidae. The coding region runs from base 1 to 2031 and encodes 676 amino acids.
AUGUCCGAGUUGGUGAAAACGCUUGUGCUAAGACCGGACAUCUCCAGACCGAGAUGGGAUCAGAACACAUUCGAAGGCAGAUCUAGGCACUUUUUCGCAAUCACAAACCCUUUAAAUCUAUUCAACACAGACACUCAGCUCAGAAGAUAUAGGAGGAUAGUGGAAGACUAUGGGAAAGGCGAAGUCUCAGACACUCUAACGGUUGAUCAACUAUGGAAAGCUAAACAUAUUGUUGACUCUGCAUAUCAUCCAACUACAGGCGAAAAAAUGACCCUUAUCGGUAGGAUGUCAGCGCAAGUACCAAUGAAUAUGGCAAUCACAGGAGGAAUGUUAACUUUUUACAAAUCACCAGCAGCUGUGAUUUUUUGGCAAUGGUUGAACCAGUCUUUCAAUGCCGUUGUCAACUACACCAAUCGUUCUGGAGAGGGUGGCGGUGUUUCGGAGCUGCUCACGUCAUAUGUUGCUGCCACCGGUGGGGCACUGGUUGCUGCACUUGGUUUGAACUCUUUAGUGAAGACUGCACCUCCUCUUGUUGGACGACUCGUCCCAUUUGUUGCUGUAUGUGUAGCUAAUGCUAUCAACAUUCCAAUGAUGAGGAGAGGUGAACUCACAAACGGUAUAGACAUUGUGGAUGCGGACGGUAAUAAAUUAGGAUCAAGCAAAUCUGUUGCACGAUCAGCAAUUGCUCAAGUUCUUGUUUCCCGUAUAGGAAUGGCUACUCCCACUUUUGCAUUGAUUCCUGCCAUUGUCAAUGCCCUCGAGAAAAAGCCGUACUUCAAGACUUCUGCGAUAUCUCUGUGUGCUUUAGCUGCACUGCAGGAAACACACAUGAGGGAUCGGCCCGUCAUCAGCAUCGAAAAUUACACCAUAUACUGCGGCGAUGCUGAUGAGAAUAAAGUAGGUGGCUGCGCGAUAGCUGUGAGGAACGAUUACAAGAACCUGGUGGAGGACUUGGCUCAACUUCGUCUAGAUGCGGCUUUCUACGACUGCGGGAUCGCAGACGACGUAAACUCUGGAUCUGCGUUGAUGUCUAAAAUACCAAGCCAGCAGGUGGUCGUUGUCGGAAUCGACGCAAAUGCGAAGAUGGGACUCGAACAGCAAUCCGAUGUGCUAGGAAAAUGGUACUAUGCAGCGGAGCGCACAUCGGACAACGGUGACCGUCUGGUCGACUUGUGCGAACAGACGGGCCUCAUCAUCGCUUCCACGUUUAAGAGGAAUCAUCGACGCCAUCAGCUCACGUGGCAGGGGUCAACCCUAUUAACGCCUGAGGAGCAGCGCAAGCGGAAGAUGAGGACUCUUAAACUUCAGCUCCACUACGUUCUGGCGAGGAACAUUCCUCAGUCAGAUAUCCGAAAAUCUAGAGCUGUUUGGGACGUCGCGUUCGACUCUGACCACCGUCCAGUUCUUCUCAGCUUCAAGAUACAGUUCCACAAGAGAAACCGAGGAGUUCCUCUUCAACCGAAAAUCGACAUGGCAGGACGCUGCAAGGGAAACGCUCCCGGUUCUAUUGCCGCGGAAGAAGUUGCCUUUGCAUCUGCGGAAACAAAAUCCACAUACAAUUCUGUAUUUGUCGCGCGCAGCGCUGGUGACUUCAACCAGGAAAAGCGUCUUAGAAGGAAGCUGCGUUGUCAACUGCAACAAGACCGCGAUAACGAGUGGACGUCAAGAGCGAUGGAGUUUGAGAAGGCGUGGGAGGACAGGAACCCGCGGAAAGCCUACGCCCUACUAAAACAGUAUAGCGGCAAAAUGAAAAGAUGUUCUCAUGUCCUCAGCACUGCUAAUGGGGUAGCUGUCGGUGAAGCAACCCUUCCAAUUUGGAAGGAACACUUCAAGACCUUGCUGAGCAGGCUAGCACCGUCAGCUCCUGAACUCGGACACGUUCAUAGACGUGCGGUUAACGAGGAGCCACCGACCGAGUCGGAGGUCCUGGUCUGUAUUCAGAAAAUGAAGAAUAGAAAAUCUGGUGGAGACGACGGGAUUAGCGCAGAAAUGCUAAAAUAUCUUCCUCCGUCUGGGAUUCGUGAGAUGUGA